Rotaria sp. Silwood1 is the source of this 1077-nucleotide messenger RNA. The record is from the annotation of a GenBank genome assembly. Lineage: Eukaryota; Metazoa; Rotifera; Eurotatoria; Philodinida; Philodinidae.
AUGACUGAUAUUGGUCUUUCAUCUCCGAUCCUUAUUGAUGAUUCUCCAUCUCGUCCACAAAUAAAUCAAACUUUUACAGCAUCUUCAAUUGAAAACAUGUUAAAACGUAAAGAUAAUCGUAAAGAAUUUAAAGUGAUUGAAAACAAUCAGAAAAAAUCAUCUACUGCUUGGGCAACUUUUGGAUUUCCAGCUCGAUUAAUUGAAAAUGGUACAUAUGAACGUAUACAUGGUCUUGCAAGUUGUUUUCAAUGUAAAUCAACCUAUACAUUUCAUUCAGACGGAAGUGGUAGUACGAAACAUCUUUUACGUCAUGUUUGUUCAAAAUCAACACCUUCAUCAGAACAUUAUCACGAAGGUCCUUUGGAGAAAUUAUUUAAGUCGAAAAAAACGACUUCAGUUACGUUAAACUCAAAAGAUUCCACAAAAGUAAAAGAUGAUUUAACUAAAUGGAUAUGCACCUCAAUUCGUCCAUUUAAUAUCAUCGAAGAUCCAGCAUCAACAACACCAACAACAAAAGAAAAAAAAUCUAAAAUUAUUAUUAAAAGUUCAUCAGAUGAUACUUCAUCAGAAGAUGAAACUAAAACACCAUCACCAUCAACAUAUAUAGAAUUAAACACGUCACUUUCUGAAUUAACAUCAAAAGCAAGUGAAUUACUAGACAUUAUCACAACAAGUAAACAAUUAGUUAAAUACAUUAAACAGGCAGGAUUAAAUAAAUCAAUUCAAGAUGGUGGUGGUGUUGUUCUUAAACAAGCAACAAUAGUACGCUGGUUGUCCUUGUCCAAUCUACUUGAAUCGAUAGAUUUGUCUUAUGAAAAUCUACGAUUAGUAUUGUCAAAGUCGACAAAUAGUAAACAAGCAUUUAAAUUGAUCAAAAUCAAUGUAGAUGGACUGAAGGAUUUAAUUUGUCUUCUAUCAGUUUUCAAAGAUGUGUGUAUAUUGGUACAAACUGGAACACGUCCAUCAUUGCACAUGGCCUAUAUUGCUAUGAACAAAUUGGAACGUCAUUUAAGUGGUACCGAUGCUGAUGAAAAUGGUGAAUCUAUUACUAUUGAUGAUCGUCACGAAGGUGAUUAA